Messenger RNA from Physeter macrocephalus (sperm whale), 3520 nucleotides. It is a transcript of the gene SV2B, whose product is annotated as synaptic vesicle glycoprotein 2B. Lineage: Eukaryota; Metazoa; Chordata; Mammalia; Artiodactyla; Physeteridae. Gene Ontology annotation, biological process: chemical synaptic transmission; transmembrane transport. The coding region runs from base 164 to 2215 and encodes 683 amino acids. Gene Ontology annotation, molecular function: transmembrane transporter activity. The record is from RefSeq and is a predicted model, not a curated record. The transcript is spliced from 12 exons. Gene Ontology annotation, cellular component: synaptic vesicle membrane; neuron projection.
CUUUGAGACCGAGGGGAAGAAUACAGGUGUCACGUUCACCCAAGAAGUCUACAUUUAAACCUCUGUACAUAGAAUGGAUGAUGGUUAUUGAAACAGCCCAAACCUCUUUCACAGUGCAAGGGAUAUAGCUCAAGAGGCAAGCAGGCAGUCCCAGAACCAAGGAAUGGAUGACUACAAAUAUCAUGACAACUAUGAGGGCUAUGCCCCCAGUGAUGGCUAUUAUCGUGGUAAUGAAUCCAAUCCAGAAGAAGAUGCACAGAGUGAUGUUACAGAAGGCCAUGAUGAGGAGGAUGAGAUCUAUGAGGGCGAGUACCAGGGCAUCCCUCACCCAGAUGACAUCAAGGCCAAGCAGGCCAAGAUGGCACCCUCCAGGGUGGAUGGUCUUCGGGGCCAGGCAGACCUGAUGGCCGAGAGGAUGGAAGAGGAAGAGCAGCUGGCCCACCAGUACGAGACCAUCAUUGAUGAAUGUGGCCACGGACGCUUCCAGUGGACCCUCUUUUUUGUUUUGGGUUUGGCCCUGAUGGCUGAUGGGGUGGAAGUGUUUGUGGUGAGUUUUGCCCUGCCCAGUGCAGAGAAGGACAUGUGUCUGUCUAGUUCCAAGAAAGGAAUGCUUGGGCUGAUAGUCUACCUAGGAAUGAUGGGGGGAGCCUUCAUCCUGGGGGGCCUGGCUGAUAAGCUGGGGAGGAAGCGAGUCCUCAGCAUGUCCCUGGCCGUCAACGCCUCCUUCGCCUCCCUCUCUUCCUUCGUACAGGGAUAUGGAGCCUUCCUCUUCUGCAGACUCAUCUCAGGCAUAGGUAUUGGGGGUGCUCUGCCCAUUGUUUUUGCCUAUUUUUCUGAAUUCUUGUCCCGGGAGAAACGAGGAGAGCAUCUCAGUUGGUUAGGCAUCUUCUGGAUGACUGGAGGCAUCUAUGCGUCUGCCAUGGCCUGGAGCAUCAUUCCACACUAUGGCUGGGGCUUCAGCAUGGGCACCAGUUACCACUUCCACAGCUGGAGAGUGUUUGUCAUCGUCUGCGCUCUGCCCUGCACUGUGUCCAUGGUGGCCCUGAAGUUCAUGCCAGAGAGCCCGAGGUUUCUGCUAGAGAUGGGCAAACACGACGAAGCCUGGAUGAUUCUCAAGCACGUUCACGACACCAACAUGAGGGCUAAGGGGGCCCCAGAGAAGGUGUUCACGGUUUCCAACAUUAAAACUCCCAAGCAAAUGGAUGAAUUCAUUGAGAUCCAAAGUUCAACAGGGACUUGGUACCAGCGCUGGCUAGUCAGAUUCAAGACCACUUUCAAGCAGGUCUGGGAAAAUGCUCUGUACUGUGUGAUGGGGCCCUACAGGAUGAACACACUGAUUCUGGCUGUGGUCUGGUUCACCAUGGCUUUAAGUUACUAUGGACUGACAGUUUGGUUCCCUGAUAUGAUCCGGUAUUUUCAAGAUGAAGCAUACAAGUCCAAAAUGAAGGUAUUUCACAAUGAGCACGUGUAUGGUGUCACAAUCAACUUCACAAUGGAAAAUCAGAUUCACCAACAUGGGAAACUUGUGAAUGACAAGUUCACAAAGAUGUACUUUAAACAUGUGCUCUUUGAGGACACUUUAUUUGACGAGUGCUAUUUUGAAGACGUUACAUCGACUGAUACCUAUUUCAAAAACUGCACCAUUGAAUCGACCAUCUUUUAUAACACAGACCUCUACCAGCAUAAGUUCAUCAACUGUCAUUUUAUCAAUGUCACCUUUCUGGAACAGAAGGAGGGCUGCCACAUGGACUUAGAGCAAGACAACGACUUCUUGAUUUACCUCGUCAGCUUCCUUGGCAGUCUGUCUGUCUUGCCUGGGAACAUCAUAUCUGCCCUUCUCAUGGAUAGAGUCGGAAGGCUCAGGAUGAUCGGUGGCUCCAUGCUCAUCUCGGCUGUCUGCUGCUUCUUCCUGUUUUUUGGCAACAGUGAGUCGGCGAUGAUUGGCUGGCAGUGCCUGUUCUGUGGGACAAGCAUUGCUGCCUGGAAUGCUCUGGAUGUGAUCACGGUGGAGCUGUAUCCCACCAACCAGAGGGCAACAGCCUUUGGCAUCCUCAAUGGAUUAUGCAAAUUUGGCGCCAUCUUGGGAAACACCAUCUUUGCUUCUUUUGUUGGGAUCACCAAAGUGGUCCCCAUCCUUCUGGCUGCUACUUCUCUCGUUGGGGGUGGCCUGAUUGCUCUUCGACUGCCAGAGACUCGAGAACAGGUCCUGAUGUGAACAACCUACGGGGAAAGGAAAUGUUGGAAGAAUCUCGUUCAGGAACCUUAACUGCACCUACACUUCCUGUCCAUCACUGUCCAGAGGACACCUGGAUAGCACAGGAGGAGAAGUUGAAUUUGUGACCCCUAAUCUAGCACCCAUUUCAGCUGUCUAUAUGUUUGUAACUCAGGUGAUUGAUUUGAGGGUGUCCUGAGCUGUCCUCUCUUAGAGUCCCAGAACUGUGUGCUUGGCUAAUGGUGUCCCCAGCCCAAGGUGAGGGAGGACAGAUCAUGCCCUCCAAACUAAGUAAGGGGUAUUUCCGCAAGUGAGGUGCAAGGACUUUUUUCAUUCAUUUCAAAAUGAAUUUGAGAAACACUCAAUGUCCUCCAUAAAGUUCCUCGGAGCCCAAGGACCUGACAAAUUGACUUGGCGGGGAAGUCGAGUCAUCAUAUGAAUACUGAAGUACAGGAUACAUAUAUUUUUGCAUUUAAAGUAUUACUUAUCAUAGUUUCCAUUUGAAAAUUGGCACAAUAGCAUUGAAGAUACUCUGAUAUAGAAAACCAAAUAUGUGAGCAAUAUCUGUAGAAAUCUACUUUACCCCCUCCAAGGGUCCUAAGUUUUCCAUGAUGAUUAGGUGGUGAAUUUAAGAAUAUUUAUUCCUAUUUUGAUCUCGUCAAAGAAACUUAAUGGGAUAGGUAUUCUGUAAACUAACUUUGUACAUAACUGUCUUUGGGUUUCUUUUGCAGAAAUGAUAUCUGCAAAUAUUUGCCAGCAUUUAGCCAUAUUUUGAGAGGACUUGGUGUUUGAGUUUCCAGGAAAUUGGGGCUGAUGGAAUGAAGUGCAAGCACAACUUCUUACAGCCAUUUAACUUGCUGUCGAGAGGAUGCACUUAGCAAACUCACGUUGUACAGUUCCUUUCACCCAGGAGCUUUUCUUCGUGUGUGGGGAGGAGUUACUUUCCUUUCUUACACAGAUCACUGGUGAAACGCAAGGUCACCAUCUUCCAUCCUGGCAUUUGACAUUGCUGCUCACCCAGAAGCAACACGGGAAGUCUUCCGUGACCUCUGGCACCCUCUUUGUAGGCGAGAAUAAAACACGGUGGACCACAUGAGGGAUUGAGGGAGGGAUGGGGAAGUGUAGCCACAGAUCUUCAAAGUGUAAAUUUAGCAGUAAAACACAAUCCGUAUUUGUUAUAAUGGUCAGGUCCAAUGAAAAAUCUACCUGAUAUGUCUCGGUUCAGGGUUUUUGAAGCAGUCAUUGGCAUGGGAGUUAGGGAGUGUAGUGGAUGUCACAUAUGUUUACCUUCAGUGUUCCAAGAGAACA